Zophobas morio is the source of this 2190-nucleotide messenger RNA. RefSeq names its product kinesin-like protein subito. Gene Ontology annotation, biological process: microtubule-based movement. The coding region runs from base 71 to 2086 and encodes 671 amino acids. Gene Ontology annotation, cellular component: kinesin complex; microtubule; nucleus. The transcript is spliced from 4 exons. Gene Ontology annotation, molecular function: microtubule binding; microtubule motor activity; ATP hydrolysis activity. The record is from RefSeq and is a predicted model, not a curated record. NCBI's taxonomy places the organism in Eukaryota, Metazoa, Arthropoda, Insecta, Coleoptera, Tenebrionidae.
UUAAAACUUGUGUUCGCGUGAUCCGUUAGGUAUAACAAAGUGAAAACGACGUUCGCUUAAUUUGUGCAAAAUGUACUGUGAUAAUUUAAUGUUAAGGAAUUGUUCGUAUCUACAGGCUCGGGAUCCGAGCAUAUUAUCAUAUAAUCGACCUCAACUAUCCGAAGUUAAAACAAAUUUAGCUGACGAAUUUGGAGAAACAUCCAAACAGCAGCCACAAAAAGAUGAGGCUCGCACCAUUAACGUAUAUCUUCGAAUUAAAAAUGGCUACAACUUCGAAGGCCUCUACGAAAUCGAGGACAAUACUCUCGUCUCAAAAAUCCCCCAAGGUUCAAAUUUUCUCCGCAACGCUAAAGACGGAGAUUCCAUGAUUAGAAAAUAUUCCUUCACAAAAAUAUUUUCUCAAGAAACUGACCAAAGGGAGAUUUUCAAUUACAUCGUAAAGCCAAAAAUUCUAGAUUUUAUCAACGGACAAAAUUCCACACUCAUGACCUACGGUGCUUCAGGAUCAGGUAAAACCUUCACAGUUAUAGGCACCGACAGAGACCCUGGUAUCGUGCCACGCUCGUUGGAAUAUUUGUUUCGUACCCUGCCUCAGCUGUCGAGGAAACCAAUAGCGAAACCCUCCCCUACAGGAGACGACGUAACAUUGUUGAACGAGGCUGCUUGUAAAUGCGAAAAACAAUUAUGCAGGAGUUUACUGAACGCGUCUUCAUCUUCAUUGGAUAGAACACAUCAUAUUAAAAUAUACCAAACAAUGCAGCAGCGACUGAGCACCGAACCUGUUGCUGAACUGGAAGUGGACGAGAACGUUGCGAUUGGUGUGUGGGUGUCAUUUGCAGAAAUUUACAACGAACACGUGUAUGAUUUACUACAGUUGGACCCACCUAGAGGGCAGCAAAGACCCAAACUGCGGCUAGGCAUGGCGAAGGGACACGCAUAUAUCAAAGGCUUGACCCACGUUAGUGUUACAUCCGGCGAGGAAGCUUAUCAAAUUCUACAAUAUGGGAUUCAUAACUUAAAUUAUGCCCCUACUCAAGUGAACAGUCACUCUAGUCGAUCGCAUUCGAUUUUUACUAUUAAACUAGUUCAGGUUUCUAAAUCCGAUGGCGGUAGUUACGUUAGUUGUUUUAAUUUUUGCGAUCUGGCGGGCUCAGAGAGAUCUAAGAAGACCCACAAUAUUGGCGAUAGACUUAAGGAAUCAAACAAUAUAAACAGUUCUCUUUUGGUUCUGGGCAGGUGUAUUUCUGCUGUGCGAAAUAUGCAAAAACAGAAUGAUAACAAAUUAGUACCUUUCAGGGAAUCGAAACUGACUCAGUUGUUUCAAAGAGCAUUAAAUGGCACUGAAGAUAUAUCAAUGAUUGUUAAUAUAAGUGCCUCUAGAGAUAUGUUUGACGAAACUCAGCAUGUCCUUAACUUCGCCGCUAUUGCCAGGGACAUAAUCAUCGAGCAAAAGCCAGAACCUAUCUUUAAGAAAAAAAACCGCUUUUCGCAACUAGUUGAACAAAGUUUAGAUGAUACUUUCAGUGCCCAUAGCAGAGAAGAUUUAAAAAAUACCAUCCGUCACUUGACAGAUGAGCUAGAGACUCAAAAAAGUGAGUAUGAGACAGAGUAUCAGGCACAUAUUCAGAUGAUAAGAGAAAAAUAUGAACAAGCUCUAGACGACUUAGAAGAAAAUGCUAAGAUAAGAAUUAAAAAAGCUGAAAGUGCAGUGAGAAUGAUGUAUGAACGGAAACUAGAGGCUAUGAAAACAAAAUAUGAAAAACUGAUCGAAGAAAUAGAAAUACAAAAUGAUGCAGCCCAACAACUAGAAGAAAGGCAAAUUGAUGUAAUUGAAAUCCCAAGUUCAGAUGAUGAAGAUGAAGAAUGUUGGAAAACUGAAAAAGAGAGUUAUAUAAAAGAGAUCGAAGAGUUAAAGUCCACUUUAGCUGAAGGAAUCGACGACUAUAAAGAGCUCCACGAAAAAUACGUGCUUCUUGAAAAGGAAAACGCUCGACUUCGGGGCCGUUGCUUAGAACUAGAAAAUGAAAUCGAGCUUGGAUUUCAACCUACGCAGAAAAUAUUUUGCGAGUCGGAAUCUGAUGAUUGAAUCAAACAUAUUUAUGUACAGAAAAACUAUCAUGUUCAAUUUAAUAAAAUAUUAAUUACAACUUGUAUUAUCAAAAAAUAAAUCAGCUUUGCAUUGCUCAACAA